CUUCCGAAAAAAAUAUUCCGGAAGUAAAUAAAUUUUGACGUAAUAUGGGUCACGCGACUGCGCCAUUUUGUAGGAGUUUUGAUUAUUAACAGAUCUUACAGCUGAAGUAACCUAUUUAUUCUCAAACAAAAACAAGAUGGCAUCAAGAAAAAAGGUUUUGCUUAAAGUUAUUAUAUUAGGGGACAGUGGUGUUGGAAAAACAUCAUUGAUGAACCAGUAUGUAAAUAAAAAGUUCAGUAACCAGUACAAAGCCACAAUCGGGGCAGAUUUCCUUACAAAAGAAGUUAUGGUGGACGACAGAUUAGUUACAAUGCAGAUAUGGGACACAGCUGGGCAAGAAAGAUUUCAGAGUUUGGGUGUAGCUUUUUACAGAGGAGCUGAUUGCUGUGUGUUAGUGUUUGAUGUUACUGUGCCAAAUACAUUUAAACAGUUGGACAGUUGGCGUGAUGAAUUUUUGAUACAAGCUAGUCCGAGAGACCCAGAAAAUUUCCCAUUUGUGGUUAUAGGAAAUAAAAUUGAUUUAGAAAAUAGAGCAGUUACAGCAAAAAGAGCACAGGGUUGGUGUCAGAGUAAAGGAGAUAUACCAUACUUUGAAACCAGUGCAAAAGAAGCCAUCAACGUAGAACAAGCUUUCCAGACUGUAGCCAAGAAUGCAUUAGCGCAAGAAACAGAAGUAGAACUUUAUAACGAAUUUCCCGAUCAAAUAAAAAUAACAAAUGACAGUGGUAAACCCAAAGAGGGUUGUGGAUGUUAAUAUCUAUUAGGAUAAUUUUUAUUUCUGAAAAAUAACUCAUUGAAUUAUGUGUACAGCUUGAAGAACACACACAAGCAUAGAAUGUGAUAUAUAAAACUUUAUUUCAACAGGGUCAAAUGCACCCAGGUCAUUGGAAAAUAACAAAAACAUUUUUCUGUGACAGCAAUUGUUAAAAUAAUUGAUUCAUGUGAUAUUUAACAUUUUAUAUGUGGUAUGACCAAAUCUUCUAUUCCUACAGUUUAAUUUGAUAACAGGUCUAUGGGAAAAGAUAGUUCUGCUUCAAAAUGUCAAAUUUUGUGAGGCAAUGCAAUCAUUUUAGAUUUCAUAUUGAUGAUUAAAGCUUCAUAAAUAAAAAAAAAAUAAUAUAAUGUCUGGGUUGAGUUGAUUUUAUAUUGCAAUCCUGUCUUCAUUGUAAUAUUUCAUCGUCACAUGUAACGCCCCCUCCCCCAAAAUUUGACAAUGUUUAAUAUAACAGAUUGCCCCUGUAUAUCUCUUAAAAGUUAUUAUGAAUUCUUGAAUCAAGACAAUAGAAUGAAAGUGAUUAGUCUGAAUGGGUAAUCUAUUAUUAAAUGCUGAUAUGGAGAAAUGCUUAUUUUGAAUCAUACUAUAAAUUAUAAUAUCUUAACUAUUAUAUUUAUUUCAUAUGUAUCUUUUCACAUAUGUAAGCUUUGUUGAUCUAUCAUUGCACAAAACCAGUUUGAAGAUAAUGUGGUGUAUUACCAAAAGAAAACAUUUUCUAUUUUAAAAAAAGAUACUUGAUAUGCACCUCAAAAUAUGUACUAUUUAUAGAUCAGGGAACUGAAGAGGAAUUUUUAUUCUUCAUGUUCAAACUGUUACUGAUAGGGAAGUAUAUAUUUAAAGGAUGUUAUAAAAUUUUGGGCAUGUUUUGAAAUGAAUCCCUAAGUUUUUAAGUGUGUGCAAGGUUUCAUGUUUGUUAAUGAAUAGUCAACAAUGUUCAAUUAGUGCAAAUUUCUUCCUGGUCAAUUCUCUAUAGAUAGUUCUAUAUACAGUUUCAAAAUUUGAAUGUACAUAUUUGAUUUUUAAUAUUAUAAUAUUAUGACUGAUAUAGAAUAUAAAUUGUCUCUACCAUGCAUAUAGUUAUUCGAUUUGUAAUAAUUACUAUUUUAUUAAUUAAUGUCAGUAAUCUUUUGAACACAUUUGAUGAUGUUUAAUGUAUAGGAAAAUAUUCAUAUAUGCUAUAGUUUGGUAAUUCCUUGGAUUCAUAUUAUGUAAUAUUUAAUGUACCAUCAUAACAAAUACUGUUCCCAGGGUUACCACUCUGAAAAAGUGGGCUGUGUUUCUGAACAAGCUAUUUUGUAUUUUGAAAGCUUUUUUAGUGCCAUCCUUAGGGUUAUAUAGUGGUUGAUUAUUCAAACCCUUAUAACAAACAUGCAUACUGAUAUACAUGUAUAUCUUUUUCUAGGAGCAAUAUAAGUAUAUCUAAGUAUAUUCAAAUGAUACCUAGGUCUCAAUAUUCUCCUCCCUGCAAGUUUGGUAUUCAAUAAUAUUGCUUCUAGUGGCAAAUAAUAUACAUGUAGCGAUUGUAAUGCAUUGGGUUAUGUUUUUUACAUUAUUAUCGGUCCUGAAAACGGCAAAGUGUUCUUUUCUAUACUGAAACAAUAAUCCAAUACAAAUUUAGAAGGCUUUUAGACCCACUGUCCUUUGACAAUGUUUAAGUUAUGUUAUCAAAGUACUUGCCCUAUUUGACCAAAUAUUAGUCCUAUACCACUGAAGAUGAAUAUACAUGUGCCUGAUUUUGUUAUGCAAAAUAAAUUAUAACUAUUGGACAGACAGCUGAUUAAACACUAUUAUGGUCAUUCAAAACAGCUGAUAAUGGUUAACAUGAACAUUUUCAAAUUGGUAUAUCCCCCAAUUUAAGAGCACCUUUCAGGACUGCUGUAGAAAGCGUAAAAGAUGACAAAAUAUUGAACAAUAAUUCAAAUUUAAAUGACAUAUUUUGAUUAUAUCAAUCAAUGGGCAUUUUUCAUAACAUUUUGUAGCUUAAUGCUUUGAACAAUAAUUGUUUAUUUUCCAGAAUUAAUUGAUUAAAUUUUUAUUUAGAAUCCGCAAGCAAUUAAGUGCAUAAAACAAAGUGCUUUAUACAUAUUUCAGGUCUUUAGUUUCAUGUUAAGUGUUGUGAAAUUCGUUAAUGUAAUGUCCCUUUCUUACUUUCAAGAUACAUGGCAUUUUUCUGGGACCAGACAUCAGUUUGCUUUACAUUGAAUGUAAAUUCAGAAAAUACACUGUAUAAUGAAAAACAUCAGUACACAUAUUUAAAGCAGUUAUAUGAAUAGUGGGAAGUAAGAAAUAUGAUUAUGCUGAAAUACUACCAACUGUAAAAUUAAAGUCAGGUCAUGCAGAAAUAUAGCCUCAUUGUCAGAAAAGAUGCCAACAUAUACAUAUUUAUUUACAAUGUGUGACUGUUUUAUGUUGAAAUUUAAUUUAUCAACACCAGUAAUUUCUUCUAAAAGGAAUACUCCUGUAUCUGUCAUAUUUAAGGUGAUAAUUAUGAAUAAAAAUCAAGAACUUAU
Molecule: messenger RNA, 3285 nt
Organism: Mytilus trossulus (common blue mussel)
Lineage: Eukaryota; Metazoa; Mollusca; Bivalvia; Mytilida; Mytilidae
Product: ras-related protein rab7
Exons: 5
Coding region: 137-754 (205 amino acids)
Biological process (GO): endosome to lysosome transport; phagosome-lysosome fusion
Cellular component (GO): lysosome; late endosome; phagocytic vesicle
Molecular function (GO): GTP binding; GTPase activity
Source: RefSeq, a predicted model, not a curated record